AUGGCGACAUCAGAAACAUCAAUUUCCCGGUCAGAGAUCGUCAACAACUACACCUCUCUCGACCAGAAGGGCAUCGUCAUCGCAGAAUACGUCUGGAUCGAUGCCGAAGGCAACAACCGCUCCAAGACUCGCACCCUUGAGCCUCGUGACGAUGGCAAGCAGUGGGACGUUGACACAUUACCCAUCUGGAACUUCGAUGGGAGUUCCACUGCCCAGGCGCCUGGCGAGAACUCGGAUGUCUACCUCCGCCCCUGUGCCGUCUACCCCGACCCCUUCAGGAAGGGCGACAACAUCCUUGUCUUGACAGAGUGCUGGAACCAUGACGGGACCCCUAACAAGUACAACUACCGCCAUGAGUGCGCCAAGCUCAUGCAGGCACAUGCCGAGACAGUACCCUGGUUCGGUCUGGAGCAGGAGUACACUCUCCUUGAUCUGAACGACAAGCCGUACGGCUGGCCCCAGAACGGUUUCCCUGCUCCUCAAGGCCCAUAUUACUGCGGCGUCGGUGCUGGCCGGGUGGUUCAGCGCGAUAUUGUCGAGAGCCACCUGCGCGCCUGCAUUUACGCCGGCGUCAAGAUCUCGGGCACCAACGCCGAGGUCAGCAAGUCACAAUGGGAGUUCCAGGUCGGCCCUUGCGUCGGCAUCAGCAUGGGUGACGAUCUCUGGAUCGCCCGUUACAUUCUCUCCCGCGUCGCUGAGGACUUCGGCGUCAAGGUUUCGCUGCACCCCAAGCUGAUCCCUGGCGACUGGAACGGCGCCGGCAUGCACAGCAACUUCUCCACCCAGGAGAUGCGCGAAGAGGGUGGCAUGAAGGCGAUCGAGGCUGCCAUCAAGAAGCUCGAGGGCCGCCACCUGGAGCACAUCGCCGUCUAUGGCGAGGACAACGAGAAGCGCCUCACUGGCCGUCACGAGACUGGUGCCAUUGACUCAUUUACCUAUGGCGUUGCUAACCGCGGCGCAUCCAUCCGUAUUCCCCGGGAAGUCGCUGCCAAGGGCUGCGGUUACUUCGAGGACCGCAGGCCCGCGAGUAACGCCGAUCCUUACCGUGUCACUGGUAUUCUCAUGGAGACGAUUUAUGGCGCUGUCUAA
Molecule: messenger RNA, 1089 nt
Organism: Chaetomium globosum CBS 148.51
Lineage: Eukaryota; Fungi; Ascomycota; Sordariomycetes; Sordariales; Chaetomiaceae
Product: glutamine synthetase
Exons: 8
Coding region: 1-1089 (362 amino acids)
Cellular component (GO): cytoplasm
Molecular function (GO): glutamine synthetase activity
Source: RefSeq, a predicted model, not a curated record